This is a messenger RNA of Fusarium poae, 1791 nucleotides long. RefSeq lists its product as uncharacterized. Bases 1 to 1791 code for a protein of 596 amino acids. The transcript has a single exon. The record is from RefSeq and is a predicted model, not a curated record. Lineage: Eukaryota; Fungi; Ascomycota; Sordariomycetes; Hypocreales; Nectriaceae.
AUGACUUCUUCAACAACUACACCUUCACCCACUCUAAUGCCGCAAACUCCAACUCAGUCCCAGGAAAUCGGGAAUUAUUCUAACGCAACACGGAAUACUGCUAUGAAUCAAGUACAAUGUGAUCCAAACGACUCUUCUCAUCGAUUGGAAUACCCGAAAAUCGAUUUGCAGAGCCACGAGAUUCGAAUAUUAUAUCUACUCCCGGGAAACCGUGAUGACCCCCUGCGCUGUAUCUUGCGCGCUCAAUCUCUCGAUGCCAACCAUACAUACGAGGCGCUCUCAUACGUUUGGGGCGAUCCUCUGGAUGUCCGUCCUAUCGAGGUCAACGGCAGGGAAAAGGACGUCACAAUCAAUCUGUUCAACGCUCUUCGAAAAUUACGAUACUCGCAGAGCCAACGAUGUCUCUGGGUUGAUGCUUUGUGCAUUGACCAGGAAAAUGAUAUCGAGAAAUCACACCAGGUGAGGCUGAUGAGCAAGAUAUAUUCGCGUACUAUAAGAGCUAUACUCUGGUUGAGUGACUUCUGCGACACGGCCAACGAAACAACGAACUAUAUCACUUGUGAUGCAGCAAGAGCAGCCUUCAGUCUGAUUGAGUUACUGGCCAACUCUCCUCAUGGUUGUGUUAGCAAUGAUAAAAACAAAAAUUUGAUAGAUGACGGCUAUGUAGGCUUGUCUCGUUUGCUUCAAUUGCCUUGGUGGCAUCGGGCCUGGACCGUGCAGGAAACAGUUCUUCCAUCAGAUGCCAUUUUGGUAUGCGGAACAGUACAGUUAUCAUUUUCUUCCUUUAGAACGGCGUAUCACAACUCCAUUCACCAUCAUUUCCGAACUUGCUGCGACAAGAUGACUGUGCCCGAGACAUUUUGGAACCAUAUGCAUGCACUUAUCUAUGUCAGGAUAUCUCUCGAAGAACACACCAUGUUUAUAGGCGAUGCUUUCAACCUUUUCCGGAAUAGACAUGCAUCUGAUCUGAGGGAUAAGAUGUAUGCCUAUAUCGGUCUGGGGAGUGAUAUCCUACCUGACUACUCACUACCACAUGAACAAGUUUUCAAGCUUGGAACCCGGUCACUCAUUGAAUCGCAAGGUACACUUGAGAGUCUGCUAAGAACCGCCGAGGAGGAGCGAAACCCGACAUUACCAAGCUGGUGUCCAGACUGGUCUGCUGAUAUCAACAACCAAAAUUACGAUUAUGAGAUGGGCUGGUAUUAUCUGCAUCAACUUUACACCGCCGGUGGAGAAGAAAAACCUCGAAUCGGAGCAUCGCAUUCAGAAGACAUCUUGAACCUAUGGGGCGUAAUCUUGGAGAGAGUCAAAUCAGUGGGAGGAGUGAUGGAUAGUGUUGACGACAUGAGGGAAAUGGUUGUCAAGUGGCAAAGCGGCCCUAACGAUGAGUAUCCUCAAGGGGGAACAUACGCAGAAGCUUCAUGGCGCACGCUUAUUUGCGAUGUGAGUCAAGGACAGGGUUCUUACAAGAGACUUGAAAUAGGCGAUAACGGUGAAGCAAUCGUCAAUGGAGAACUCAGGCAGAACCUUGCUGGCAGCAAUACGAGUGCUUUAGGCAGGAAUGGAUUUUUCACAGAGACGGGAUUGAUUGGGCUCGGUAAUCCGGACAUACAAGUGGGGGACUUCAUCGCUAUCUUCCAAGGAGGCAGUAUGCCGUAUAUUCUACGGCAGGUCAAGGUUGAAGAAGGUAAUAUUUACUAUCAGUUUAUUGGGCAAGUUUAUAUUCAUGGGAUUAUGGAUGGCGAGAUACUGGAAAAGGGUUUAGAGUUUGAGUGGAUAAGUCUUGUAUAA